AUGACCAAUAGCGAUGAAGUUAUCGAUGAAAAUGGUCACACCGACAUUGAUGAAGACGAUGAUGCGGCAAGACAGCAGAUCACAGAGAUUAUAUCUUUUCUUAGAUACCUAGAUGAUACUCCAAGCAAUAAAGAUGAAAACACGAAGCGGCUCAAUGAGCUGCUCCAGGACUUGCCACCGAACGGGAUUAACGUUCAUACGGAUGAUUUCUUGCGACAAACUAUCCUGCACGUCGCUGUUCUGGAAGGCCUUGAAUGGGCGGUCAAAGCUCUUCUCGACAAGGAGGUCGACGUCAACGCAACUGAGUACGAAGGGUGGUCUCCCCUACAUUGA
Hypoxylon trugodes is the source of this 333-nucleotide messenger RNA. RefSeq lists its product as uncharacterized. Gene Ontology annotation, molecular function: protein binding. The transcript has a single exon. The coding region runs from base 1 to 333 and encodes 110 amino acids. The record is from RefSeq and is a predicted model, not a curated record. Lineage: Eukaryota; Fungi; Ascomycota; Sordariomycetes; Xylariales; Hypoxylaceae.